Molecule: messenger RNA, 902 nt
Organism: Myzus persicae (green peach aphid)
Lineage: Eukaryota; Metazoa; Arthropoda; Insecta; Hemiptera; Aphididae
Gene: Polr3H
Product: DNA-directed RNA polymerase III subunit RPC8
Exons: 2
Coding region: 218-829 (203 amino acids)
Biological process (GO): transcription initiation at RNA polymerase III promoter; DNA-templated transcription
Cellular component (GO): RNA polymerase III complex
Source: RefSeq, a predicted model, not a curated record
CGUCGUGUUAGCCGUUAGGUUAUGUUCUUAAACAAUUCUCCAUCCUUCGUGCUUACACACCGAGUUUCUUUGAUGCCACUUAUUAUCACCUCCAAGUUCUGAGGGCUGAGGAUACAGUCGUCACUUGUCGCUAGUAUCAAACGAUCGCGAUGAUAUAAUAUCAUACAAUACGAUUGCGUAUUAUGAAAAUUUAUGAUCUAAGGUAUGAAAUAUUGAGAUGUUUAUCGUCAGCGAAUUCGAAGAGGUCGUGAAGGUGCAGCCGACGCAUUUGGAAGACGAUCAAAUGUCCCGGAUCGUCAUACACCUCAAUUCGAUGCUCGCCAACAAAGUGGUAAUGGACGUCGGCUUGUGUCUGUCGUUAUUCGACAUUUUGGAAAUCGGCGAUUCGAUAAUAUACCCGAGCGAGGGAGCGUAUUUUUCCAAGGUGCGAUUUAGAUUCAUCGUCUUCAGACCAUUUGUCGAAGAAAUACUCAUUGGAAAAGUAAAGAGCUCCAGUCCCGAUGGAGCUGUACUGACGACUGGCUUCUUUGAAGACAUAUUUGUGCCAGCAGCAAACAUGCAAAACCCCAGUCGUUUUGACGUCAAAGACAAAGUGUGGGUGUGGGAAUACGACAACUGUGGAGAUACAGUUGAGUUGCACAUGGACAUUGGUGAGACAGUUAGGUUUCGUGUAGUUUCAGAACAGUUUGUCGAUACGCAUCCAGGGGUGGACAGCGGGCUUUUAGACGCCGGUGAGAUAGCCACAUCAAAAUCAAAAUCACCAUAUUCAAUUGUUGGGACAGUAAGAGAACCUGGUUUAGGAGUAAUUGGAUGGUGGACAGAUUUAUAAAUUGUUAAAUAGGUAACACAAAUUAUUUGUAAGUAUAAAUUUUAAAUUAAAUGUUGCACAUAAUGAAAUCAAA